UUUUGGGGGCUGCGGGUCUGCCGGGACUUUUGGUGUGGACGGACCGGACUCGGCUGCUGCUGCCACUGGGACGGGAUGAGAAAUUAUUAGAAUUACAACCCGGCCGGGGACAGCCCGUUUUCCGCCUGAGAAAUGUCCACCCAGGGAUCGGUGCUGGCGCUCGGGAAAUGUCUCGCCUGCUUGGAGUUCAUGCUGUUUCCAGUGUGGAGGGGGAUCGGAGCCAGCAGCGCCGUCGGGUGGAGCCAGGGCUGGGGCCGCUGCUUGAGAUGGGAGCCCGGUAGCCAGGAGCGGAGCAGCAGAAUCCCGGUGUUCGACUACCCAGUCUGGUUGGUGUUCUGCCGCCGGGGGCGUGCCAGGCUCAGGGAGGUGUGUCAGCGGGGCAGGGGAGCAAUCAGACUGCCGGCAGACCUGCUGAGGAUAAAACUCCCCCAACUCUUCGACAUCCAUCAGGUUCCCAAGGUGUUCAGGGAGGACAGCAUCAUCUCCGGUUAUCGUCACCCUCAGAGCUCCGCCAUGGACUGCGUCCUCAGCAGCUUCCAGAUGAACAACGAAACCAUCAACAUCUGGACCCACUUCCUGCCCACAUGGUACUUUGUGUGGCGUUUCUUGGCUCUGUGCUCCGCCAUGAACUUCCUGAACGACAGCUACACCUGGCCGCUGCUGGUCUACAUGCUGCUCAUCUGUAUUUACCCGUUCACCUCCAGCUGUGCCCACACCUUCAGCUCCAUGUCCGCAGAGUCCCGCCACAUCUGCUACUUCUUUGACUACGGAGCCCUCAGCCUCUACAGCCUGGGUUGUGCCAUCAGCUACGGUUACUACGUGAUGCCAGACUGCUGGGUGAACAGCUGGCUUCAUCAACAUUUCGUUCUCAUCGCCAUCGGGAACUCGCUGUUCUGCACCAGCAUGUCCUGUUAUUCCAGAUUUGUGGAGCUGCAGUUCCCAAAGAGAAGUAAAGCGCUACGAACCGGAGCGUUUGUUGUGCCGUUUAUUUUCGACACUGUUCCUCUGUUUUACAGGGCAUUGAUCUGCUUUUGGGGCGGCGGCACCCCGAGCGACGCCCUUUCCAGUCACUGUUUCCACCUCCUCUUCGCCUUCCUCACCUGUUUCCUGUUUACCGCCCACCUCCCAGAGAGGCUGGCCCCGGGGCGCUUCGACUACAUCGGCCACAGCCACCAGCUGUUCCACAUCAGCGCUGUGGUGGGAACCCACUUCCAGAUGGAGGGCGUGGUCGCGGACAUGACGUCCCGGAGGGCGUGGCUCCAGCUCCACGGGGCGAUGCCAUCCUUCCUGGGGACCAUCGGGGCGCUCGCCAUCAGCGUCGCCCUCAACCUGGCCAUCAUCGGCAUCUUCAGCGCGCCGCUGCUGUGGAAAACCCGGCCUGGCUCCGCCCAGCAGCACGCCUGCAGGGAGCAGUGAGGAAGCGUUCCCGAAACGCGGCGGACUCAUUGGCUUUCCAAAGGAAAGUUUUCCCAGUAGUGCUGGUUUAACAGUUCCUUCUGUUGUUUUAAGUGUUUGUGUGUCGGCGCAGCGGCUGAAGACCCAGGUUCGGUUUCUGAAGCCUCGUCUUGAUGUUUGGGUCGAGGAAGGCUCUGGGUUGAAGGACGCCUGCUGCAGGUUUUUAAACCUCAAACUGGAAACAUUUGGUUCAAAUUGAAAGAAAUUCUGAGAUUUCACCCAAAGUAUUCCUCCUAACUGGACACAUCAGCUGGUCGGGUUGUUCUGUGAGCGCAGCGGCUCGGUAAAAUAAUGCAGAUUGGAUCGGCAGCUCUUACACGUCCACCGAUUGAUUCCGCUCCUCGCUGACUGGAAUUGAUUUUCAGAGCCAUGUGGUUUCUUUUCCUUUUUCUUUUUUAUUUCUCCUGAUUGCCCGCCUCAUUAUAAGCCACACAAUCUGCCCUGGAAGAGGGCAGAAAGUGUGGCGGUGAUUAAAAGACAGACUUUCAGAACGUUCCGUUGCCAUGGCAGCGGCGGGGCGGCUUCUCGGUUCCCGUCUCGGUUUCCCACAGGAAACUGAUGCUAAUUAGAUUCUGACCUUGUUGGCGUUCAGAGAACUUUAACAUUUGUUUCACACACGGUGGUGGGAUUCAGAGAAACAGACAAAGUGGAGUUUAUUGAGAAUUAUUACCAUUCAUGGUGAUUUCUGUAGAAGUGCAUUUAAGCAAAAACAUCAGCGGCUCAUUUCUGCUUCAUAAAUGUCAAACCCAGUGAUUCUUGUUUACAUUAACCACUGAAAUCAUUUCUUUUAAGAAAUUUUAAUUUAAGUGCAAAAUGUGGUAAAGAGGCAAGAUUUUCUUCUGUUAAUUGCAUUUAUCUUUAAAGGAUCAUGUUCUGUUUUCUCAUUUUUAUAACCUUAAUGAUCCUAAAACAAGUGGGGAAAAAAUCCAGGUCACAAAGCUGCUUUUCAUUUCAACGUUUUUAUACACGUUUUAUCUAAAAAUAGUUUGCUUGAUACAUGAUUCCUGAUCUGUGUGGGGAAGCAGCUUAUUUCAUAUUUCUGUCUUGAGGUUCUGGAUGAGGCUGGAGUGACGGGUUCAAAGUGAUGGGAAAUGUGGAUUUACAGAAAUCAAAACUUUUAAAUUCAUUUUUUUGAAACUCUGUUGCAAAUUUUCUAUAUUUAUUUUAUCAACAAAAAUAAAUCUAAUCUAAUAUGGUCAUUAUGUGUGCAAAGAUCACAUUGAGCUAUUUUACUGCUUGAAUAAAAUAAAGCAUGAUAGAUAUUUGCUAGAAAUAAUGACAAAUCACGAUAGCUGCUCAAAUGAACCAUUUUUGUGCGUAUCAUCUGAAUUCUGGCGUAAAGCUGCUAUUUUUGUUCGACUGUAGCUGAAAAAUCUGGAAGAGAAUAUGGGAGAUAGAUUCUGACAUAAAAAAACCCCAGCUGAAUUUUGGAUUAAACCCACUUGUUUUAGGAAAAGAUUUUUACCUAAUGAGCAAAAAUAAUUGAAUAGCCUGUAGAUCCGGCAAUAGGACUAAUAGAAGAGGACGGUUAGUUGGAAGCUGGAUGUUGCAGAUGGUUCAUUCUGCAGAUGAAGGUUUUCUCUGUUCCUCAUUUUAACUGACAAACAGGCUGAAAUCCGUCUAAACAGUCUUCUUCUCCUGUAGAAAUGCCACGCUGCUAACACACGCUCACUCUCACACAUUCACACACUCGUCAUGUUUAGUGGAACGACUCGGUCAGCGGGAUAACCGUAGGUGAUUUAAAGGGAAUGAGGUGCAGUCCAGGUCCGUGUCGGACGCUGAGGUGGAAACGUUGGAUGGAAAUUGUGAGUAGAAAACACAAAGUGCACACACACUUUUAUUUUUUUAUAUAAAUAUUACCAGGGUUACUGUGCUGGGUUUGAGUGGCAGCAUCAGAUUAAAGAGCACUCUUAACCCUGAAUGUAUUAUUUAAUUUAAUUUUUUUUAUUAUUAUUUUCCUCGUCUCAGCAUUCAUCAUGUUGCAACAUUCCCCAGUUUGAUCUUGUUGAUUUCAGGGAUUUUCUGUGGCAUUUCUCUCAUUGUUCUUCCUCAGACACUUAAGGG
Gambusia affinis (western mosquitofish) is the source of this 3519-nucleotide messenger RNA. RefSeq names its product progestin and adipoQ receptor family member VI (gene paqr6). Gene Ontology annotation, cellular component: membrane. Lineage: Eukaryota; Metazoa; Chordata; Actinopteri; Cyprinodontiformes; Poeciliidae. Gene Ontology annotation, molecular function: signaling receptor activity. The record is from RefSeq and is a predicted model, not a curated record. The transcript has 8 exons. Bases 133 to 1416 code for a protein of 427 amino acids.